GACCUGCGCGGGGUCUGAGGGAGGGAGCGAGCGAGCGCGGGAGCCAGGCAGGCAGGGCCGGCUGGCCGGCCGGCGGAGUAGGGGAGAGGCGGCAGGCAAAGAGGCGGCUCCUGGUGCUGCUGCUGCUGCUGCAACGGGGGCGCCCCAGUCUCCACCAGCACCCCCCUCCCCGGGAGAGGCCGCGACUCUCCGGCCUGGCGGGCCCCCAGCCCCCCAUCCUCUCGGCCAUGCCGAAUAAAAAGAAGGAAAAAGUGAGCCAGGAACCUCCAAAAGCAGGCAAAAGUGGGAAGAGUAGCAAGGAUGUGCAAGAUAACCUGGACAUUGAGCUUGCCAGCAAAAAGUCAAACAGCGUUCCACCUGCCACACAAUUAUCUAAAAUCAAAGUACCUCAACCGCAGACUGCAGCGAAGAAAGAAAAACGGCAGAGUUCUUCUAGGUUUAGUAUUACCAGUAGCAGAGAACUCCAAAAACUGCCAGCUUUAAAAGUGUUGUUUUUUGUUUAUCCUAAUGAUGUUACUUUUUUCUCCUUGAUUCAGCUGGCAUACUGUGUAGUUCAGUUUUUAGAAAAGGACAGCACACUCACUGAGCCAGUGGUGAUGGCACUACUCAAAUACUGGCCAAAGACUCACAGUCCAAAAGAAGUUAUGUUUUUAAAUGAAUUAGAAGAAAUUUUAGAUGUUAUUGAACCGUCUGAAUUUGUAAAGGUUAUGGAACCUCUCUUCAGGCAGCUAGCCAAGUGUGUCUCCAGUCCACACUUUCAGGUGGCAGAACGAGCACUGUACUACUGGAAUAAUGAAUAUAUUAUGAGCUUAGUCAGUGACAAUACAGCAAAGAUUUUGCCCAUCAUGUUUCCAUCCUUGUACCGGAAUUCAAAGACGCACUGGAACAAGACAAUACAUGGUUUGAUUUAUAAUGCUCUGAAACUCUUCAUGGAGAUGAACCAAAAACUGUUUGAUGAUUGCACACAGCAAUUUAAAGCAGAAAAACUUAAAGAGAAGCUAAAAAUGAAGGAACGGGAAGAAGCGUGGGUUAAAAUAGAAAAUCUAGCCAAAUCAAACCCGCAGGUAUAUGGAAAAUAUUCAGAGGUUGAGUAUUUCAGCUUUUUAUUAAAUACUCCUGCAAGGAUAGGGGGCAUACCAGAUGUUACAUUUUCCAUACUUGCUUGGAGCGUGCAAGGAAACUAGUAGAAUAGAUUUAAUGGAUUUGAGAUGAUGUUUUUCAUUUUCACUUUUUAAUUUCUUUUCUUAGUCACUUCUCUAUAAAAUAGGACCAAAGUGGCUUACAAUAAUUUAAAAACAAAUCAGUAAAACUAGCCAGAUAUCAGGAUAAAACUAUAUUAAAAUGACUUCAGUUGGCAGUUAAUAGUGCAAUAAAAGUGUCUCUGCAAGACAGUCCAGACAAAACCCAAAUUACGAAAGCCAAUUAAACAAAAUGCUUGGGGAAAGAGCUAAAUUUUCACUUAGCUUCUAAAACAUAAAAGGAUAAACAGAUAGCUUUGGGGAGUACGUUCCUUGAGGGAUACCAAAUCUCACACAGCAGCCUUUAUUACAUGGCUAAUUAAUACCAAAUGGAGUUUUCAUUUCCUAAGAACAGUAGCUGCAUUAAAAGGAGGACAUACUAGUUAUGAGACUCACUUUGUUUGGACUCCUUUCACACAGUAGCCCUAUACACGGGUUACAGUGAACACACAUAUAUCACACAUGUACAUACAGACAUCUGUAAGGCAGAGUCAAUGCAGGUUCACUUUAAAAAUGAAAUGGGGGGCAGGGAGUGGCAGUCCCUGGAAAAAUGAGCAGUUCCAUUAAUACAUGCAGCUGUACAUGUGGUGACUAUAACAUCAGAAUUAUUUUAUGCACAUGUAAAGAAAAACCCAGUUUGCACAGAUUGUACGUGCAUUGACUACAACCUGUGAACAGGACUAAAGCUGGACAAAGUCAGAGUGCAAUAGAUGGUAUGCAGACUCCAGUGAAGCGCAGGGAAGCAGCGAAAAGCUGAAACACCCCAGCCGCCUGAAACCCCCCUAUAGGGCUCAACGGAGUUAUGCCACCCAAAAGGGUCGUGUAAGUCCUUCAGCUGUCCCACUGGCAUUCCCAGGGCCAAAGCCCGGUGGAAACCGACUAGCAUCAGCCCCACCUCUGGGAACGCCCCUGGAAUGCCCCCAGCUACAUCGCCCUCCAUAUUAGGCAUACGCAGCUGUGGAGUCAGCAGCAGCAAGCAAGUUAGGCCCGCAGAGCUCCACAGAACCUGCCUCCCAAUUUGCCCUCCUGGCCAGUAUAAGUGGCACUUGGCCGGCCAAGAGGGCAAACUUGUCAGUGCAAGCCUAUGCCACCUCCUGUGGCUGUUUCGCCCCGCCCCCAAUCUGGAUUGGGCUGCCUGUCUGGGGCCUUCUCCAAGCCAAGCAGAUUCUUUACCACUAAGCUAUAGCCCCUCCCCGUUAGACAUAUGUGAUGUUGGAUUUGGCUAUAUAAUGAGUUCCAAUGAUGAUGUAAGUACUUGUAAAAUAUGGCAUAAAGGUUUCUAAGGAGCUGCCUUUUUCUUCAUUUAUGUUUUGUAUACAAGUACUCAUAAAAGCAAUUGUUGAAAUCAUUUCUGAUACAGACUUUCCUCAAUUCUAAGAAAAGUUAGUCAGCAUUGGAAAUGUAUUGUCUCUGGGAAGUACAGAAUUUUCAGGCUUAAUAAAUGUCUGUUGUACGGUUCUCUUAUAAAGCUGGAAACGUUAAAUAAUUUUGAAAUUGGCGAUUGCUGGGAAUUCCUUGUUAGAGGACCUUAGUUUGAUAGAACUAAAAUUCUUAGAGGCUUUGUUUGGGAGCUAUAACACUUAAACAAGUUUACGGUCUUGCUUUAAUAUGUAUCAUGGACUGUGCCACUUGUUGGAAGGAGCAGCUUUUUUUCACUUUUGUUGAAUGGUAGCCAGAUUCUGUGUUAAUCUCCAAGCACAUUUUAAGGCAGAAAGGUGUGUGUUCUAAUUAUUACCUUUUUCACUGUCAUGUUUUUCACCGAAUCAGUUGGCAGAAUUUUUUUGGCGUCGUAAUUACACCAAAUCUGUCCCAAUGCAAAGCGUUCCUGGUUGUUUUUUUACAUCAGGAAGUAGGUAAGCUCUGGCAUGCAUUCCAGACAGCAGGGCAGAAUUAUGCUUAGCGCAUAGGACUAAUUUUCUGUCUGAGCAACCAAGAGAAGGUCCCUAAAAUACUGGCGGCCCCCUGGGACCAGCAGCGUGGGAGAAGGCAACAGACUUGCUUCCUCCCCCAAGACCUGCCCAGCCCCCGACAAGUCUGAGGUGAAUCUGGAGGGGGUGUUAGUUCUGCUUUAGCCACAGGUGUCAAACUUGUCCCCCUCCAGAUGUUAUGGA
This is a messenger RNA of Sphaerodactylus townsendi, 3349 nucleotides long. It is a transcript of the gene PPP2R5C, whose product is annotated as protein phosphatase 2 regulatory subunit B'gamma. The record is from RefSeq and is a predicted model, not a curated record. Gene Ontology annotation, cellular component: cytosol; nucleus; protein phosphatase type 2A complex. Gene Ontology annotation, molecular function: protein phosphatase activator activity. Bases 228 to 1184 code for a protein of 318 amino acids. The transcript has 8 exons. Lineage: Eukaryota; Metazoa; Chordata; Lepidosauria; Squamata; Sphaerodactylidae. Gene Ontology annotation, biological process: protein dephosphorylation; signal transduction.